AGCUGGGGCCCCCUGGAGGUCAGCGUUCAGCACCAGCUGCCUCAGGCCCGACCAGGUGGUGGGAUGGCAGGAAAGGGUGGGGGAUGGUGACAGCAGCAGAAGCGGAAUCUGGGGCUGAAUUGUGCCCAGAAACCUCAGGAUCCAUGGCUGUUCUGGGCUCCCUUUCCCUAGACACACAUUCUCUCUGGUGGACAGAGGGGAGCCGUGCGGGGCGGAGGAUCGGGAACAGAGGGCGAGGAAAGGUGGCGCAGCCCUCCCAGCACAGCCGACCUGACACAGCCCCGCUUUGGGGGACCGGUUUGGGUCCUCCUCACCUGGGCGGACCACCCCAUGACGGUACCCGAGCAGAGCGCGCCUGCCACCUCCCCCUUGAAAUGAGGACCGAUUGGGUGGUCCCUCAAGCUGAGACCCUGUGUGCAGGGCCGGUGACAUCGGAGAGGGGAAGAUGGCAGGGAAGGCCUGGGGGACAUGACCCCAAGAAGAGCGGGAACAGGACAGGAGGGAGGAGGCUCUAAAUUAUCCAUCAGUACAGACCGGCCAGUGGCCCGAUGCAUAAAUGUAUAGAGAAAAUAGGGGGGGCGGAGGGGGAGAGAGAGAAGGGACCAGGGUAUAAAAAGGGCCCACGAGGGACCAAUUCCAGGAUCCCAGCACCCAGCUCCCCAAAGCGCUCAAGGUCCUGUGGACAGCUCACCCGGCUGCGAUGGCUGUAGGUAAGUCCCCUCGGGCUGGGCGAGGCGGGGGCCCUGCCAAUGGAUGGGGGCGCUAAGCCUGGGCUCUGGGGCUGCUGCAGGGGAGCACAGAGGUCUGUGCCCGGACGUUUGGCCAAGCGUUACAUGUUCUCAGUCCUGGGGCGGGGGCAGGGGAAGGGCUGGGAAGAAACAGGCCUCUCUCCAUCUGGGCCCCAGCCUUGCCCUCUAUGUCCCUGUGUGUCCCUGUGUGUCCCUGUGUAGGCCCUCAGAACUCUGUGCUCCUGGCCUUCACCCUGCUCUGCCUGCCCUGGCCUCAGGAGGUGGGCGCCUUCCCGGCCAUGCCCUUGUCCAGCCUGUUUGCCAACGCCGUGCUUCGGGCCCAGCACCUGCACCAGCUGGCCGCCGACACCUACAAAGAGUUUGUAAGCCAGUGGGGCGGCCCUGGGCGGGUGUCCUUGUUGCAGGAGCGUGCGUACAUCCCCGAGGGCCAGAGGUAUUCCAUCCAGAAUGCGCAGGCCGCCUUCUGCUUCUCGGAGACCAUCCCGGCCCCCACGGGCAAGGACGAGGCCCAGCAGAGAUCCGACAUGGAGCUGCUCCGCUUCUCGCUGCUGCUCAUCCAGUCGUGGCUCGGGCCCGUGCAGUUCCUCAGCAGGGUCUUCACCAACAGCCUGGUGUUUGGCACCUCGGACCGAGUCUACGAGAAGCUGAAGGACCUGGAGGAAGGCAUCCAAGCGCUGAUGCGGGAGCUGGAAGACGGCAGCCCCCGGGCCGGGCAGAUCCUGAAGCAAACGUACGACAAGUUUGACACAAACCUGCGCAGUGACGACGCGCUGCUCAAGAACUACGGGCUGCUCUCCUGCUUCAAGAAGGACCUGCACAAGGCCGAGACGUACCUGCGGGUCAUGAAGUGCCGCCGCUUCGUGGAAAGCAGCUGUGCCUUUUAGUGGCCGGGCCUCCCUUUCACCCCCUCCCCUGAGCCUCCCCUCACCCUGGAAAGGGCCACUCCCUGUCCACUGUGCUUUCCUAAUAAAAUAAAGUUGCAUCACAGCAUCUGAGUAGGUCUCAUGCUGUUAUGCGGGGCGAGGGCCAGGCCGGGAAGACCACCGCGGGCAUCCCGUGGGAUCUGCUGGGAAGGGUAACUGACACGAUUCUUCCUGGGCUAGAAAGGAACGGACACACUCACUCCUGUCUGUCGCUCAUCAAGUCCCCUGCCCAGGCCCCGGGUCGCAGCUCUCUGGGCAGCCGUAGGUCAGGCGCACCCCCAUGAAGUCUCUGGAGGUGUUCCUUCCUCCCCCAUGGGCCCCACAACACCAAAUCUAGCCCCCAAGAGCGGGAAGAAGUGGAAAGCAAGACAAGCUAGUGAGUACAGAAGCCAAAUGCCCCAACAUGGGAGAAAACAAUCAGAGAGAUCAGAAUUACUUUUGUGCAGAAAGUACACAUUAGACGUGCCUGCUUUUGGAAAACAGGAACGAUGCAAAAGGCUUUGGGACAAACAGACCCAGAAUAUUGGGGAUCUGAACGGUCGCAAGGGAAGUGGAGGAAAGACACUAAAUCGGGGUUGCAAAUUCAGCACCAGCAGGUGCCAGGUAGAUAAUUAAGAAAGUAAGGAGGGCUGGGCGUGAAGGGAUAAGUCCUGACUGACACGCCGCUUCCUCAUCCGGGGUACAACCCAGAACAUGGGGGCCAGAGUAACCUGGAGAACUCAGGCCUUGGCGCCAUUCAGGACCACAGGGCAGGGCUUCCAAACCUCCUGAUUUUUAAGACACGCAGGACAUCCAGACUUUCACGUGAAAUCUGAUUUUUAAACAUUGGUGACUAAUUCACAUUGAAAACAUUUUAAAAAAUAUUGUACUUCUUUAUUUAUUUUAGAGAGAGAGAGAGAGCGAAAGUGGGGGAAGGAGCACAGAGAGAGACAGG
Molecule: messenger RNA, 2606 nt
Organism: Mirounga angustirostris (Northern elephant seal)
Lineage: Eukaryota; Metazoa; Chordata; Mammalia; Carnivora; Phocidae
Product: somatotropin
Exons: 4
Coding region: 917-1633 (238 amino acids)
Biological process (GO): animal organ development; positive regulation of receptor signaling pathway via JAK-STAT; growth hormone receptor signaling pathway
Cellular component (GO): extracellular region
Molecular function (GO): hormone activity; growth hormone receptor binding; growth factor activity
Source: RefSeq, a predicted model, not a curated record